Messenger RNA from Poecilia latipinna (sailfin molly), 3179 nucleotides. RefSeq names its product amyloid beta A4 protein-like. Gene Ontology annotation, molecular function: signaling receptor binding; heparin binding; serine-type endopeptidase inhibitor activity. Gene Ontology annotation, cellular component: Golgi apparatus; plasma membrane; cell surface. The record is from RefSeq and is a predicted model, not a curated record. Gene Ontology annotation, biological process: axonogenesis; central nervous system development. The coding region runs from base 209 to 2464 and encodes 751 amino acids. The transcript is spliced from 18 exons. Lineage: Eukaryota; Metazoa; Chordata; Actinopteri; Cyprinodontiformes; Poeciliidae.
ACAAACAUGUAAUGCAGCCCCCCUCCCUGCUCCAAUCCCGACACAAUCUCCAGCUUUACACCACCGCCACCUCCGGGAGAAACAGGGAAGGAUCACCGGGAUCGGAGAGCCUCGGCUGACACGUUUAAAUCUCUUUAAACGUUUCUUUUUUAAUCCAAGCGACACAAUCCGUGGUCACGACGGUGGUGCUAGAUAUCAGGAGGCCGGUAUGGGGGAGCACACGGCGUUUCUGCUCUUACUGGUGGCGACCUUGACGCUUUCAUCUGAGGUGCCCAUGGACGACUCUGUGGGUUUGCUAACUGAGCCUCAGGUGGCCAUGUUCUGUGGGAAGUUGAACAUGCACAUCAACGUACAGACUGGGAAAUGGGAGUCUGACCCAUCUGGCACCAAGAGCUGCAUUGGCAUCAAGGAGGGCAUCCUGCAGUACUGCCAAGAGGUGUACCCAGAUCUACAGAUCACAAAUGUUGUCGAGGCCAACCAACCCAUCAGCAUUCCCAACUGGUGCAAGAAGGGUCGCAAGCAGUGCUGGAGUCACACACACAUCGUGGUGCCGUACCGCUGCCUGGUCGGGGAGUUUGUCAGCGACGCCCUGCUGGUUCCCGACAAGUGCAAGUUCCUGCACCAGGAGCAGAUGAACAAGUGUGAGAGUCACCUGCACUGGCACACUGUAGCCAAGGAGUCUUGUGGAGACCGCUCAAUGAAUCUCCACGACUACGGGAUGCUGUUGCCGUGCGGCAUUGAUCGUUUCCGAGGCGUGGAGUUUGUGUGCUGCCCGGCGGAGGAAGAGCGCAAGUCGGACAGCGCGGAACAAAACGAGGAGGAGUCUGACGUCUGGUGGGGCGCAGCCGAGAACGAAUAUUCUGACAACAGCAUGACGCGCCCGGCGGACACGCAGCCGGCCGCCGCCGAGGACGAGGAAGACGAGGACGAGGAGGAAGACGCUUUCGAAAGGGACGAGGACGGAGACGGAGAUGAGGAUGAUGAGGAAGACGACGACGACGUCAUCGAUGAGCGGGAUAGCGACGAGCGCAGCUCCAGCGUCGCCAUGACGACCACCACCACGACCACCACUGAAUCUGUUGAGGAAGUUGUGCGAGCGGUGUGCUGGGCCCGCGCCGAUUCAGGCCCGUGUCACGCCAUGCUGGAACGUUGGUACUUCGUCCCCAAAAAGGGCCGCUGUGCUCCCUUCCUUUUCGGGGGCUGCGGGGGCAACAGGAAUAACUUUAAUUCGGAGGAGUACUGCCUGGCUGUGUGUAGCAGCUCGUUGCCCACCAUAGCGCCCAGCCCCCCGGAUGCAGUGGAUCAGUACCUCGAAUCGCCCGGGGAUGACAACGAGCACACGGAUUUCCGAAAAGCCAAAGAAAGCCUUGAGGCCAAACACCGUGAAAAAAUGUCUCAGGUGAUGAGGGAGUGGGAGGAGGCGGAGAGACAAGUGAAGAACCUUCCUCGUUCAGAUAAGAAAGCUGUAAUUCAGCACUUCCAGGAGAAGGUGGAAGCCCUGGAGCAGGAGGCUGCAGAGGAGCGGCAGCAGCUGGUGGAGACACACAUGGCCCGGGUGGAGGCCCUGCUCAACAGCCGCAGGCGCCUGGCUCUGGAAAAUUAUCUCAGCGCCCUUCAGGCUAAUCCACCUCGGCCGCGACAGGUGCUGAGCCUGCUGAAGAAGUACGUCCGUGCAGAACAGAAGGACAGGCAGCACACACUGAAACACUACGAACACGUCCGCACCGUCGACCCCAAGAAGGCCGCUCAGAUCCGCCCUCAGGUUCUGACUCACCUUCGUGUGAUUGAGGAGAGGAUGAAUCAGUCUCUAGGUCUGCUCUACAAGGUGCCCAGUGUGGCCACUGAGAUCCAAAAACAAGUUGCGAUUAUAGUGCAGAGAGUCCAGUCUGAGCUGUCUCAGCAAGUCUCUUCCCUGCAGAGCGACGGGCGGGUGGACGGCAGGGUGAGCUAUGGCAACGACGCGCUGAUGCCAGAUCAGGCCUACAGCUCUGCUCCCAUGGAACCCGGCCUGGACGGACUGGGCUUCAUUCACCCGGAGAGCUUCAACCAGCCAAACACUGAGAACCACGUUGAGCCUGUCGAUGCUCGUCCCAAUCCAGACAGAGGACUCCCGACACGACCUGUUUCUGCCUUGAAGCCAGAAGAGAUGCCAGAGGUGCGGAUGGACACCGAAGAGAGGCAGAGCGCUGGAUACGAGGUUUACCAUCAAAAACUGGUGUUUUUUGCUGAGGACGUGGGGUCCAACAAGGGCGCCAUCAUCGGGCUCAUGGUUGGAGGGGUCGUCAUAGCGACAGUCAUCGUCAUUACUUUGGUGAUGUUGAGAAAGAAGCAAUACACCUCCAUCCAUCACGGUGUAAUCGAGGUGGACGCAGCAGUGACUCCCGAGGAGCGUCAUCUGGCCAAGAUGCAGCAGAACGGCUACGAGAACCCGACCUACAAAUUCUUCGAGCAGAUGCAGAACUGAGGGACCGCUGGCUGACGUGUCCUUCAGGUGUGCCCCGCCCGGCUCCACACGGUCACCGUCGCGCUCUCUUCCAUUCUGAUCCCUUGCCCUCAGCCCCUGCAGGGACCACGAGGGCGGCUGGUCAAAGCUGGUUUUUAACGUUGCGAACAGAAAAGAUCAAUCUUUUGCAUGUCUCAGUCAGGGGUUUGGGCCAAAGGAUGCUGGCAUGGAACGAAUAUCUUUUUAAUCUUUUUUUUUUUUUUUUUUGCUUGAUUGUACAGAGCUAAAAAAUCCCCCCCCCUCCCCACUCACCCACCCCUGAAGCAGACAAAGGUACCCCGGUUUACCUGCACGUUUCAGCCAAUCACAACUCCUCGUGGUGUUUGUACAGGAAAUACCUUUGUGUUUAUAUGACAUCAUCAUCUGCCCUCAGAUAACAGGACGGGGCUCUUAGAGCUCCUUGCCGCAUGACUGAAGUGUUUCAGGCAGGUUUUACAUAAAAAGCAGAAAACAAAGAAAAAAAUAUAUCCUCAAUCAAAAUAUAAUAAAAGCUGAUUAUAUUUAAUGUUUUUUUUUUCAUGUGUAAUAUAAUAAGCCAGAGAUUAGCUGUAAGUACAUGUAGUGCAUGGCAUUUAUCGAAGUAUGCGGAUGUCCUGAGAGCGGACCUCCCUCUUAGAUAUUUUAGCAGGAUUGUAUAUUUCUAGUGUCAACUUUGUGAUCUUGUGAUAUGAAGGAG